Molecule: messenger RNA, 287 nt
Organism: Nematocida parisii ERTm1
Lineage: Eukaryota; Fungi; Microsporidia
Exons: 1
Coding region: 108-266 (52 amino acids)
Source: RefSeq, a predicted model, not a curated record
CCAGUAGAUCCAAUGGCUAAUAAAGAAAUGAUUUAACAACACAGUAAUAUAAAGAAUUAAUAGAACUUAUUGGUAAUGUAUUAAAAUAUUUGUAUUAAAAUAAAAAUAUGUCUGAAAUAGCUAGUGGAAUGGUCGGCGUAUAUCUACUACCAAUCAGUGCAGUGGUAAUUUAUCUAGUAGGGAAGUAUAUAUUGCACUUAAGAGACUAUCCGGUGGUAAAAGAGUUAUCUUUCAGCGUUAGCCAUAAUAAAGAAAAGAAAGAGUAAGCACGCAUAAUAGAAAACACA